This is a messenger RNA of Penicillium brevicompactum, 1524 nucleotides long. It is a transcript of the gene hapX, whose product is annotated as bZIP transcription factor HapX. Gene Ontology annotation, molecular function: DNA-binding transcription activator activity, RNA polymerase II-specific; transcription cis-regulatory region binding. NCBI's taxonomy places the organism in Eukaryota, Fungi, Ascomycota, Eurotiomycetes, Eurotiales, Aspergillaceae. The record is from RefSeq and is a predicted model, not a curated record. The coding region runs from base 1 to 1524 and encodes 507 amino acids. Gene Ontology annotation, cellular component: RNA polymerase II transcription regulator complex; nucleus. The transcript has a single exon.
AUGGCCACCCCUGGUGUGUCCAUGACUUCUGCCAUGGCUACCAAUCCUGCUAUGGCUUUGGCUCCCGCCCCCGCCCUAGCUUGCAAGGCUUCUGUAGCUCCUUCUCCAGGACCAGGCACGCCCGGCUCUAUCACCUCCAAGGAAUGGGUCAUUCCACCCCGCCCUAAGCCGGGUCGUAAGCCAGCUACCGACACCCCACCAACCAAGCGCAAGGCUCAGAACCGCGCUGCCCAGCGCGCCUUCCGGGAACGCCGGGCUGCACGCGUCAGUGAACUCGAAGAGCAAAUGAAGGAAGUCGAAGAUAGUCAUGAUAUCCAAGUGGCUAGCCUCCAGCAGCAGAUUGGCAAUCUCUCCGGCGAGGUUGACCAGUGCCGCGAGGAAAUGAGCUGGUGGCGCGACCGCUGCCACGCCUUGGAGAAAGAGGUGUCGAUUGAGCGCAGUGCGAAGGAAGCCCUGGUCAAGGAAUUCCGAUCCUCUCUUUCCGGCCCUGCCACCACCAAGGCCACUCCCAUCCCUGACUCUGUGCCCUUGCCACCUCGCAAGACUAGAAGCUCCCGCAUGGAGGAUGUUCGUCCCACCACCGUCGACCACCACAAGGACGACAGCCAGUCAAAUGUUCCUCUUGGAUGCAACAACUGCUCUAACUCUCACUGCCAGUGCAUCGAAGAUGCAUUCGGUAUGCCAAUUGACACUCACGAGUCAUCCCAUGCAAGCCGUCAUCCACCUCACGGCGUCGGCAGCCCGGAACGCGAUGUCCGUGACCCCGCCAUCAAGCCCGACCCCGAGGAGAUGGAAAUUGACUUCACCGCUCAAUUCUCCGGUGUGCCUGCCCAGUCCCACGACGACGUCUCCUCGCCACCCGUUGACCCCUGUGGCUUCUGCCAGGACGGCACCCCCUGCAUCUGCGCCGAGAUGGCCGCCCACGAGCAGCAGCGAAGUCGUACCUUUGAAGCCAACCGUCUCGCCCCAAUCCAAUCCAUCUCCCAAUUUACCCCACCACCAUCCGAGGGUGACGCCCGCUCCGAAGUCACCCUCCCCCCAAUCAGCCAAGCAACCAACCCCUGUGCCAACGGGCCAGGCACCUGCGCCCAGUGUCUUGCCGACCCCCGAAGCACCCUUUUUUGCAAGACGCUGGCAGCCUCCCGGUCAGCGAGCGGAACUCCAUCGGGAGGCUGCUGCGGAGGGGGCGGCAAGGACGGAGGAUGCUGCAAGUCCAAUGCCCCCACCACCACCACCACCACCACCACGCGUAAGAACACCACCAUGUCUGCGCAACCUCCCCCACCCAAGCCCGCUUCGCCCUCAGAGUUAACCCUCUCCUGCGCUGACGCCUUCACAACUCUCUCCCGCCACCCAAACUUCAACCGCGCAAGCGAUGAAAUCUCCUCCUGGCUGCCAAAGCUCCACACCCUCCCUAACCCCCGCGACCUGGCGCCCCCAGACAGUCGCGCUGCCAUGGAAGUCGAGGCCGCGAGCGUCAUGGGCGUCUUGCGCUACUUCGAUCGGCGCUUCGCGGAAAAAUAA